AUGAAACAAAUAGUGAUAAAUUUCUCUGAUCUCAAUGAUGAGGCCAAGAAAAAGUACAUAAAAUUUUUGGCAGAAAACAACAUUAGUGUUGAGAAUCAAUAUCAAUAAUUAAAGAAAUCUUCAUUACCUUAAUAACAACGCUCAAGAUAAUAUAGUACAUUAUGUGAUAUAGGGAAUAACAAAGCUUUUACACCUGCAAGUAAUUGAUUUUAUUUAAGUAGAAAGAGUCGUAAAAAUAAGUUAUUCAACACAUUAAGACAGAACAUUCAGUUGGAGCCAAAUUCAGUGAUUUGGAAGAGACUUAUCCUAAAAUAAUGAGCAAAAUAUAAAAUAAAGACUUAUUAUCAAGACCUUUAAAAUUAAACUUCAAUGAGCUUAGUCUAUUAAUAGAGGAAAUAUAUUAAAAAAAGUUUAUUGAAGAUUCUAAUCAAAUAGCAAAAAAUUAGAAAGUUCAAGAAAUAGCUUUUGUAGAUUAUGUCUAUGAAUUCCUAUAAAAUAAAUUUAAGCAUUCUAAAAAUUAAGUAGAAUUAGAUAUAUAUUAGUAGUAAAUAAUAAACUUUUUAGCUUCUGUAGAUUUGCACUCCUUAAAAAGAAAAGAUGUUAAUAUGUUUUAACAAUUUUUAAAAUUCAAUAAGUAAGAAGUGUUAACUUUUUAUUUAUUUACAAGGGCAGUAAUACAAAAAGAACUAAAAUAAUCAUUUUAUCAUCGUAAUAUAUAUUAGUUAUAUAAUUAUUAAAGCACUAAGAAAGUAAGGAAUAGAUAGUAAUUAAUUGCAAUUGAAUUAAAAGUAAAUUCAAUAGAUUUCUUUACUUUUAUUUGGUUCUACAGAGAAACAUUAAGAAUUUAAGAAUUUCUUUUCUGGGAAUAGUAGUAUAUCAGUAAGUGAAUUUUCAUUUAUUGCUAUUGUAAUUUAUGAAGCCCAACAUUAAACAAAUAAAUAAAGACCAUUUUAAUAAUAAUAAUCAAGAUCAUUAUCUCCAGUUUAAUUUACUAGUAAUAUAGAGACUUUAGAAUAAAAAUAACCAGAUUCCCCUUUAUUUAUGUAAUCAGAGAUAAGUUCUGAUAAUAUUAUAUAAUAAAAUGAAAACUUCUUUUCUUCUGUAAAUUAGAAGGGUAGUAAUCAAAAGAAAUAAUAAUGGAAAGUAUAAAUAAAGUUUGAUCGAGUACCGAAUGCUGUAAAUAAUGUUCAAAAAUUAAUUAAUGAAAAAUUAGAAACAAAAUUAUCUGAUUUUAUUGAAGAGAUGCUUUCAGAAAUGGAAGACUUGACUGAUGAAUAGAAAAAAGAAUGUGUUAGUGGAAUAGAAGAAAGGAUUGUAGAUACAGUUGCUAUUUUAUUAGAUGCAAUUUAUAAAUUUGAUAAGUUAUUAUGGUAUAUAAGAUUAAAUUUUAUAAAGGUUUAAGAAAUUGAAUAAAUAGCCAGAUGAAGUUGGAUUAGAGUAUAUAGAAAAUUUAUAAAAACUAUAUAGAACUUUAGUGAAGGCAAAAUAACCUUUAGAUGAUUAAUUAGAAUAGCUAUGUUAAUAGAUGAUGCAAGUAAUUAUUAAAUUAAAUAAUACAAAGACUCCAGAUUUGGCGAAAUAAAUAGGAAAUGAAUUAUUAUUAUACUUUUAUAAUUGUGAAUGA
This is a messenger RNA of Paramecium sonneborni, 1624 nucleotides long. NCBI's taxonomy places the organism in Eukaryota, Ciliophora, Oligohymenophorea, Peniculida, Parameciidae. The record is from the annotation of a GenBank genome assembly.